Molecule: messenger RNA, 702 nt
Organism: Fusarium oxysporum Fo47
Lineage: Eukaryota; Fungi; Ascomycota; Sordariomycetes; Hypocreales; Nectriaceae
Exons: 2
Coding region: 59-610 (183 amino acids)
Source: RefSeq, a predicted model, not a curated record
CUCAAUCAAUCGAAUCAAAAGUUGACGAAUUUAUCUUUCCAUCAACACUUCAAACAGCAUGUCUCCCACGACCCCUAGCCACGGUCAAAAGGUCGAUCUCGGUCAGAACGCUCCUGUUAAGCAGGAGGGUGCUGGUACAAUCCCCAAUGAGUCCCUUGCUGCCGAGUCCUUGAAGGAGGGCGGCGAGUUCACCUCCAACGAGGGUAUCCACGGCGAGAACCAGCCCACCUCCAGAUCCGAGAACACCAGCGCUGGCCGCAACACCAACAUCUCUUCCGCUCCCAGCUCCGGAUCUGCCUCAAAGUCCAGCGACUCUGCUCCCAAGUCUCUGGCCGGCACUGCUCCGAGCUAUGUCGAAAACCAGUACAUCAAGGCUCCUGGUGGACCUCACGGCAAGAACCUGAAGGAGGGCAUUGACGAUUCGAACACCAAGGAUGGUCUGAAGAAGGCCUUGGGGUCUGAGCCUGGUAGCCAGGAUGAUCCUAGCAGACUUGCUGAGCAACAGUUCCAACAGAACCAGACUGCCGCUGGUCGGGAUGCUGGUCCCAAGCAGAGUGAGCUUGAGGGCAAGACAGCUUUCGAUGCUCUUAAUAACGAGACUUCCUCUUAAUUUGGGGAUGAUAAUAUCUGUACUAUAGCGACUGUUCAAUGAUGAAAUGACUUCAUGAGACAAUAACGCUGGCCUGUUUCUGUGAUACAAUU